GAUGGUAAUAGAAUAAACAAUGAUGGUAGGAAAUUAUAUUUUUCCUAUUCUUUCUUUAACCUUAAAGGUGGCCAUAGGAGCCCCCCAAGCUCCCAUGCGCCAAGUGUCGGUCUCUGGUCACUCCUCAGGCCUGCAUGCAUCAAUAUAAGUACUCUGUCUCUGCAAAUAUUGGUUUUAACUUGCUCAAUUAUUUCCAAUGGCUCUCAAAUUUGAUCCACCAUUUGAAAACCAAUACAGAAAACUUCUCUCUGAUUCUGCUCUAUCCUGCAGCUCUGAAACUACAGGGGAAUGCGAGCUACCAAUGAUAGAUUUAAGCAAUCUCUGGAGUGAAGAUGAAGACAGGAGAAUUAACUGUGCUAAAGAGAUUGCGAAGGCCUCAACUGAGUGGGGAUUUUUCCAAGUGUCGAACCACGGAGUUAGUAUGAAAGUGUUGGCAGAGAUGAGGAGAGAACAGAAGAGAUUGUUUCGGCUGCCAUUUGAGAAGAAAUCUAGUUCCGGGAUCUUGAACGGAUCUUAUAGAUGGGGGACUCCGACCGCAGCUUCGUUGAAGCAUUUCUCAUGGUCUGAAGCUUUUCACGUCCCUCUUGCUAAGUUAGCUGAAGAGGAUUGCUGCAAUGAAGAAUUCAAUUCUCUCAGGGAGGUGAUGGAGGAGCUGGCAAGCUCCAUGUCUGAUCUUGCUCGAACUCUGGCGGGUGUACUAGCAGAGAACUUGGGAUAUCGAGGGGACUGCUUUCCCGAGAACUGUGACGAAAGCACGUGCUUUUUACGGCUUAACCAUUACCCUCCAUGCCCAUUCUUGCCGGAGACAUUUGGUCUGGUGCCUCACACCGAUAGCGACUUCCUCACAAUUCUCCAUCAGGAUCAGGUUGGUGGUCUGCAGCUGAUGAAGGAUUCCAAAUGGGUUGCUGUCAGACCCAACACAGAUGCUCUCAUAGUCAAUAUUGGAGAUCUCUUUCAGGCGUGGAGCAAUGAUGUGUACAGGAGUGUCGAGCACAAGGUAAUGGCCAAUGCGAAGACGGAGAGAUACUCCGUCGCAUAUUUCCUCUGCCCAUCACACGACUCGAUGAUAGGGAGUUGCGAAGAGGCUUCGCCUUAUAAGAAGUUCACAUUCGGCGAGUUCAGAAAGCAAGUGCAGGAAGAUGUCAAAAGAAAUGGACAGAAAGUGGGACUCUCGAGAUUUCUCCUAUAGUUCACUUCUCAGCUGCAUACAGUAAAUGUACACUUAAGGGAGGAGAUGAAAAAAAGGAGCAAUUCUUUCACAUGCACACCUGUAUUUUUGAUGUAACAGAUCAAGCAAAAGAUCGAUAAUCAUUUUUUUUAAUGAAAGUAACAAUACAGCCUGGAA
Messenger RNA from Asparagus officinalis (garden asparagus), 1345 nucleotides. Its product is annotated as gibberellin 2-beta-dioxygenase 8-like. Bases 197 to 1189 code for a protein of 330 amino acids. The transcript has 3 exons. Lineage: Eukaryota; Viridiplantae; Streptophyta; Magnoliopsida; Asparagales; Asparagaceae. The record is from RefSeq and is a predicted model, not a curated record. Gene Ontology annotation, molecular function: dioxygenase activity.